AUGGCGACCAUUGUGGUGCAACAGCAUCCAGUGCCGCACACCUCGACUCCGCCGCCACUCUCCUCUGCCCUGAGUCUCGGCGCCUCUGCUACGAGAAGCCAGACGCCCGUUCCGAACAAGCAUCUUCCGGCCUGUCCCGCUGGCCCGCCGCCUGCCAGCUCAAAGAUCCCCUCGCAGCCCAUAUCGACCACAAAGCCCGUCCAGGCAUAUCUGUUCCCACCCAGCAAAUUCCCCAGGAUACACGACAAUCCCUCGAUUUAUACCAUAGAUGCGCACCAGUUGGCUGCUGCCCUUGAUGAAGCAGCCACACGCCCAUUACCGGACCCCAACAAGGUGUUCCCGUGGCUACAUGGCUUGCAUCCCGAGAACCAAUUCCAGCUGGCCUUUUUCGUACCCCGCCGAAGAACAUUACGCCGUGUGCCCAAGUGCCUGAGGAAUAUAACCAUUGUCAAGGUCGGUGGGGACUUGUCAAGAUCCAAAAUCAAAGGCGCCGUUACUCCUGAUGAAAUCAUCAAUGGCUCUGUGUUCCUGGAAGCAGACCCACCAGUUGGCUUUUCUGUCCGUAAUUUCCAUAUUCAAACCGCCAAACUUGCUCCCACUUCAGACAUUGUCAUAUAUGGCGAUGACAGUGUGAAGCCGACCCAGUUAAUAUCUCUGGCAAAGCGAAUUUCAUCAGCGCAGGAAGCAUGGAGGAAGAGAUUCGAUCCUGGAGAGGAACUCCGUCUCGUCAACACCUUUAUCCUUUCUACUCCUUUCCAACACUUUCAGGACCAGCACCCUGAAUUUGUAGCGAUAAAUUCCAGCGGUUUAAUGGAUGGUCGGAUAAUGGAUUUUUUCCGGUGGGAAAAGGUUGAAAUGUGUACCAUGUCUCGCGCAUCAGAAAUAUCAAAGAAUGUUUUUCUAGGUCAUACUCCGGAGCUAUCUGUUCCGAGGCAGAAGACUGGGUUUGAUCUUAUGAUCGAAACUCACGACGCUGCUACUAUUCCGGAUUGUCGGUAUCUCAGGAAAGUCUCGACGCUCCUAGAAAAAGGGCCACAGUGUAUCGAGUUUCCCUCGUCUGGUAGUAUUGUUGCAUCUGAAUUAGGCCAGGUCGAAGCAUCCGAUAUUAUUCACACUUGCAAGUGGAUUUAUGACAUCGCAAAUUCCCCUCGGCCUAGAACCCACGACAUAGAAGUGCCGGACGAGGAUGGAGACAUCCCAAUGACGCCUCUUAGCUCUCUUCCUCGAAAGGUGCUAAUUCAUUGUUCUGACGGAUAUACGGAGAGUACUCUCUUAGCCAUAGCGUAUUUCAUGUUUGCGGAAGGAGUCCCAGCUCACGAAGCCUGGCUGAGGCUGCAUUGCGACAAAAAACGAAACUUUUUUGCGUAUCCAUCGGAUGUCACGUUCCUAACCACGAUCCAACAUAAAUUGCUUCGUUCGAGUCCUGCUGCACAGAGCAAGCUGUUGAGUCAACCUGAUCCCAACUGGAUGUCACGGCUGGAUGGCUCGCUCCCCAGCAGAAUUCUGCCGUACAUGUACCUGGGCAAUUUAACCCAUGCAAAUAACCCGGAGCUGCUGCGUGCACUUGGUAUAAAGCGGGUGUUGAGCAUUGGCGAACCGGUAUCCUGGCCUGACGAAGAGCACAAAAACUGGGACCCAGACAGCGUGACAAUGAUAGACGACGUUCAGGACAACGGGAUAGAUCCCCUCACUAAGGAGCUGGAUCGUUGUUUGAAAUUUAUUGAAAAGGGGAAACUCGACGGCACAGCCACUCUGGUUCAUUGCCGCGUCGGUGUUUCGCGAUCGGCGACCAUUUGCAUUGCAGAGGUGAUGGCGUCGCUGGGGUUGUCCUUUCCCAGGGCAUAUUGUUUUGUGCGCGCGAGAAGGCUCAAUGUCAUCAUCCAACCACAUCUUCGUUUUGUGUAUGAACUUCUCAAAUGGGACGAGUAUCUGCAGCAGAAGCGAAACCAGCCUCUACGGCGCGAUUUAGAAUGGACAUCAAUUGCCCGUGAGAUCGCUCUCAUGAACAAACCGUAUUCAAGGCAGCAAUGA
Ophidiomyces ophidiicola is the source of this 2031-nucleotide messenger RNA. It is a transcript of the gene PPS1, whose product is annotated as tyrosine/serine/threonine protein phosphatase pps1. The transcript is spliced from 6 exons. Gene Ontology annotation, biological process: nuclear DNA replication; protein dephosphorylation. Lineage: Eukaryota; Fungi; Ascomycota; Eurotiomycetes; Onygenales; Onygenaceae. Gene Ontology annotation, molecular function: protein tyrosine/serine/threonine phosphatase activity. Bases 1 to 2031 code for a protein of 676 amino acids. The record is from RefSeq and is a predicted model, not a curated record.